GAAGUCCAAAAAAAAAAGAAAAAGAGUGGAGAUACGGACAAACGGAAGCCGCGUUGUUACUCCUCCAGUAGCGCCGUGGGACGAAGGUUGGCAGCGGCUCGACGACACUGCUGCAGCCGGACUUUAGCUGUCGAUAUGUGGGCGCGCUUGUUAGCGGGGGCUCGGGGUGCUGGUUGCGGAAGGAGGGACCUGCAGCGAAGACAUGCGUCGUCCACUGGAGAGACCACGCUGAAGACCACGGCCCUUUUUGACUUCCACAGGGCUCACGGCGGAAAGAUGGUGGAGUUUGCGGGCUGGAGCAUGCCGGUGCAGUACAAAGACAGUCACGUCAGCUCGCACGCGCACACCAGAGAGCAUUGCUCCAUUUUUGACGUCAGCCACAUGCUGCAGACCAAAGUCCACGGCAAGGACCGGAUCAAGUUCAUGGAGUCUCUGGUGGUGGCCGACGUUUUGGAACUUAAAGACAACCAGGGUACGCUGUCCCUCUUCACCAAUGACAAGGGCGGCAUCAUUGACGACCUGAUCGUGACCAAGACGGACCAGGACUACCUCUACGUGGUCUCAAACGCCGGCUGUGCGGACAAAGACUCUGCUCAUAUGAAGGCCAGACUUUCAGAGUUGAAGGCGUCAGGCUGUGAUGUUGAUCUGGAGUUCCUGGAUGAAGCCUUGAUCGCUCUGCAAGGGCCGUCCAUGUGUCGGGUGCUGCAGGAGGGCGUGAAAGAGGACCUGGCCAAGCUGACCUUUAUGACGUCCGCCUUGGCCACCAUCUUUGGUGUGCCCGGCUGCAGGGUGACCAGGUGUGGCUACACGGGAGAGGACGGCGUGGAGAUCUCCGUUCCUCAGUCCAGAGUGGUGGAGCUGACCGAGAGGCUGCUGGCCCACAGCGAGGUCAAACUGGCCGGCCUGGGCGCCCGGGACAGCCUGCGACUGGAGGCGGGGCUCUGUCUCUACGGCAACGACAUCGAAGAGACCACCACGCCCGUGGAGGCCGCCCUCUUGUGGACGAUAGGAAAGAGACGGCGUCAGACGGGAGGCUUCCCCGGCGCCGACGUUAUCCUGUCUCAGAUCAAAGCCAAGACCGCCCGGAAGAGGGUGGGCCUGGUGUCCACGGGGCCCCCCGUCAGACAACACACACCCAUACUGAGCCCUGAUGGAAAGGUCAUAGGCGAGGUGACCAGCGGCUGCCCCUCACCCUGCCUGAAAAAAAACAUCGCCAUGGGUUACGUGGACGCCGCCUUUGCCAAGAACGGCACAGCGAUCCAGGUUGAGGUCCGAAAGAAAGUCGUGCCCGCCGUGGUCUCCAAGAUGCCCUUUGUGCCCACCAACUACUACUCUGGAUAGGAGGCCCCUUCCUGUGGUAAAUGGUAUGAUGAACAUUCCCGGGGGCCUACAUUGCAUUUUUAGAUCUAGACCGAUGGUUCUCCAUCUUUUUUUCAACCAAGUACCACCUCAGACAUUACUUAACAUUAAAAUACAGUCGUGUAGUAGGCCAAAGUAUUCAUUAAAAACAAGUAUAUUUUGUCCACAGUUUGAACAGUAACAUUGUUUCAAUAUAGGAAAAUAAAACACUGUGUAUACUUUAAUCAUGUGACUUGGCGUACCACUAGAGGUACACGUACCACAGUUUGAGAAUUUUUGGUGUAACUAUUAAAUAUCUUUAUUAAUUACUAACUAGAAGCUAGAGGAUGUGGUUCUGACCUUCUCAAGUGCCUUUCUCUUUUCCAAACAAAAUCUAGAGAUCGACAGAUUGCCGGCACCGUUUUUUGGCAUUUUGACGUAUAUAGAUAUCAGCUUUUUUUUAAUAAACAUGUGGGUGUGUGUACAUAACAUAUACACAUAUACAGUCAUGGUCAAAAGUUUACAUACAAAGAAAAUAAUAUCAUGGCUGUCUUGGGUUUCCAAUAAUUUAUACAACUCUUAUUUUUUGUGAUAGAGUGAUUGGAGCACAUACUAGUUGGUCACAAAAAGCAUUCAUGAAGUUUGGUUCAUUUAUGAAUUUAUUAUGGGUCUAUAUAUAUGAUAUAUAUACAUGUGUGUAUGUAUAUAUAUAUAUGUGUAUGUAUACGUGUGUGUAUAUAUAUAUAUAUAUAUAUAUAUAUAUAUAUACAUGUG
This is a messenger RNA of Nerophis ophidion (straightnose pipefish), 2112 nucleotides long. RefSeq names its product aminomethyltransferase (gene amt). Gene Ontology annotation, biological process: glycine catabolic process. NCBI's taxonomy places the organism in Eukaryota, Metazoa, Chordata, Actinopteri, Syngnathiformes, Syngnathidae. The record is from RefSeq and is a predicted model, not a curated record. Gene Ontology annotation, molecular function: aminomethyltransferase activity; protein binding. Gene Ontology annotation, cellular component: mitochondrion. The coding region runs from base 136 to 1341 and encodes 401 amino acids. The transcript is spliced from 9 exons.